This is a messenger RNA of Ziziphus jujuba (common jujube), 3837 nucleotides long. Its product is annotated as nuclear pore complex protein NUP107. Lineage: Eukaryota; Viridiplantae; Streptophyta; Magnoliopsida; Rosales; Rhamnaceae. Bases 303 to 3554 code for a protein of 1083 amino acids. Gene Ontology annotation, cellular component: nuclear pore outer ring; nuclear pore. Gene Ontology annotation, molecular function: structural constituent of nuclear pore. Gene Ontology annotation, biological process: protein import into nucleus; regulation of DNA-templated transcription; post-transcriptional tethering of RNA polymerase II gene DNA at nuclear periphery. The transcript has 25 exons. The record is from RefSeq and is a predicted model, not a curated record.
AUUUAAACGGGAAGAUAUUCUUCAAUAAACUGGUAGGCUGAACAUGAAAACUGCUUCAGAGUUUUAAAAACAUAGUUCAUCGCCAUUGUUUAUGUUCUUCAGGUUGAUAAUUAAGCUUCCUUCACGAACGGGCAUCACCCGAGAAUAGAAGAAUCUAAAUUCAAGUUGGGCCUUCCCGCUCACUAAUAAGCCCCUUCUUGGGUUUAAGCAACAGAGAGAGCUCGUGUCACUGCCACUGGAACCUAGGGUUUUUCACCUCGCUGGUCUGGCUCGGCUUUGUUUUAGCUAAUUUGGACGUCGAAAUGGAUACUUCUCCCAGCUACUUCGACCCCGAAGACCUCACUAUCAGAGAGCAAUUUCGCCGUUACGGGAAGAGGUCCUCAGCUUCAAGCGUAUCCCCCCACCAAAAAAAUUCAGCAUCAAAGUUCAGUGGAUCCCGGUUAUUAUAUGAUGACCAGAGUAUCCAUAGCCCAACCAAUGCUGCACUUCUUCUAGAAAAUAUAAAACAAGAGGCUGAGAGCUUUGAUGCUGUUUACUCAGAAGGAACGCCUAUAAAGACAUAUUCUGCUUUGAAAAGGAGUUUGUCUGUUGAUGGUCAUGAAGUCCCAGAGGUGGAUUUCGGUUUUGAUUCAGUCCGUCAUUCAUUAAAAGCUUGUAAACAUGAGGAUGAGGCAUUGGUAGAUGGUGGAGAUUCAACCUUUACUUUGUUUGCAUCUCUACUUGAUUCUUCUCUUCUUCAAGGUUUGAUGUCUAUACCAGACCUAAUACUGAGAUUUGAGAGAUCCUGCCGAAAUGUGUCUGAUUCAAUUAGGUAUGGGUCUAACAUCCAACAUCGGGCCGUAGAGGAUAAGUUGAUGAGGCAGAAGGCUCAGCUCUUGCUUGAUGAGGCUGCUUCCUGGUCCCUCUUGUGGUACCUUUAUGGUAAAGGGACUGACGAGAUCCCCAAAGAGCUCAUCCUGUUGCCCCCGACAUCACAUUUGGAGGCUUGCCAGUUUGUAGCUCAGGACCAUACAGCACAAUUAUGCCUGCGGAUUGUUCAAUGGCUAGAAGGUUUAGCUUCCAAAGCACUUGAAUUAGACAGCAAGGUACGAGGAUCACAUGUGGGUACUUAUCUCCCUAGCUCUGGAAUUUGGCAUCACACUCAACGGAUUCUUAAGAAAGGAGCCUCUAAUACAAACACUGUACAUCACUUGGAUUUUGAUGCUCCAACGCGCGAACAUGCUCAUCAACUACCUGAUGACAAAAAACAAGAUGAAUCUCUAUUAGAAGAUGUCUGGACUCUUUUAAGAGCAGGAAGACUAGAAGAGGCAUGUGAUCUCUGUCGAUCAGCAGGACAACCAUGGAGAGCUGCAACUUUAUGCCCAUUUGGAGGACUGGACCAAUUUCCUUCUAUUGAAGCUUUGUUGAAAAAUGGAAAGACUAGAGCUUUACAGGCCAUUGAACUGGAAAGUGGCAUUCCUCACCGAUGGCAUCUCUGGAAAUGGGCUUCUUAUUGUGCAUCUGAGAAAAUUGCAGAGCAAGAUGGAGGGAAGUUUGAAGCAGCUGUAUAUGCUGCCCAAUGUAGCAACUUACAACGCAUGCUUCCUAUUUGCACUGACUGGGAGUCGGCGUGCUGGGCAAUGGUGAAAUCAUGGCUAGAUGUGCAGGUGGAUUUGGAAUUGGCUAACAUACAACCGGGGAGCCUGGAUCAAUUUAGAAACUCUGGAGAUACAAGUGAUAGGAGUCCUGCUAACGGUGACCAUUCUUUUCAGCCUUCAAAUGGACCAGAAAAUUGGCCACUGCAAGUUUACAACCAGCAGCCACGGCAACUUUAUGAUCUUUUUCAGAAACUUCAUUCAGGGGAAAUGGUGCAUGUAAAUGUUACUCGAGGAUGCAAGGAGCAACAACGUCAAAUUGAGAUGAUACUAAUGUCAGGGGAUAUACCAUGUCUUCUAGACCUUAUAUGGUCAUGGAUAGCACCUACAGAAGAUGAUCCAAAUGUUUUCAGGCCUCAUGGAGAUCCUCAAAUGAUUCGGUUUGGUGCACACCUAGUUCUGGUGCUUAGGUACUUACUUCAUGAUGAAAUGAAGGAUGCUUUCCGAGAGAAAAUUAUGACUGUUGGGGAUCUCAUUCUUCACAUGUAUGCAAUGUUUCUCUUUUCAAAGCAACAUGAGGAGUUGGUGGGGAUAUAUGCUUCUCAACUUGCAAGGCAUCGUUGCAUUGACCUUUUUGUGCACAUGAUGGAACUAAGACUGAACAGCAGUUUGUAUGUUAAAUAUAAGAUCUUCCUUUCUGCAAUGGAAUACUUACCAUUUUCUUCUGGGGAUGAUUCAAAAGGAAGCUUUGAAGAAAUUAUUGAGAGGGUUCUAAUAAGAUCUCGGGAAAUCAAAGUUGCUAAGUUUAAAAAAUUAUCAGAUGUUGCAGAGCAGCACCGGCUGCAAAGUCUUCAAAAAGCUAUGGUUAUCCAGUGGCUUUGCUUUACACCCCCAUCUACAAUUACUAAUGUUAAAGAUGCUAGCACAAAACUUCUUCUCCGAGCAUUAAUACAUAGCAACAUAUUGUUUAGGGAGUUUGCCCUGAUUUCCAUGUGGAGAGUGCCAGCAAUGCCUGUAGGUGCCCAUACAAUACUUAGCAUUCUUGCUGAGCCUUUGAAGCAACUUUCAGAAUCUUCUGAUGCAUUGGAGGAUUAUAAUGUUUCAGAGAAUCUGAAAGAGUUCCAGGAUUGGAAUGAGUACUAUUCGUGUGAUGCAACAUAUCGCAAUUGGCUCAAAAUUGAAUUAGAGAAUGCAGAGGUUUCCGUUGAGCUCUCAUUGGAGGAAACAGAAAGAGCCAUUUCAGCUGCCAAGGAGACUCUGAAUUCAUCUCUCUUGUUGCUACUAAGAAACGAAAAUCCUUGGUUAGUGUUGGCUGAAGAGUUUAAGAAUGAAGCAUUGGAACCUGUAUUUCUUGAAUUGCACGCCACUGCAACGCUCUGCUUACCUUCUGGUGAAUGUAUGUGUCCAGAUGCCACAGUGUGCACUACACUAAUGAGUGCCCUUUAUUCUUCAGUGAGUGAGGAAGUUGUGUUGAAUCGGCAACUAAUGGUGAAUGUUUCCAUAUCAUCGAUGGAUAAUUACUGCAUUGAGGUGGUGCUUCGCUGCUUGGCAACAGUUGGUGAUGGUCUUGGGCCACAUGAAGCAAAUGAUGGUGGGAUUCUAGGUGCUAUCAUGGCUGCUGGCUUCAAAGGUGAGCUUCCAAGAUUUCAAGCUGGAGUUACAAUGGAGAUUUCCCGAUUAGAUGCUUGGUAUUCAAGAAAAGAAGGUUCUUUGGAUGGCCCAGCAACAUACAUUGUGCGGGGUCUUUGCCGCAGGUGCUGUCUUCCAGAACUUGUUCUUAGAACCAUGCAGGUCUCUGUCUCACUCAUGGAGUCUGGUAUUCCUCCUGAAAACCAUGAUGAAUUGAUUGAACUAGUUGCUUGUCCCGACUCUGGGUUCGUUCAUUUGUUUAGUCAGCAGCAAAUGCAGGAAUUUUUGUUGUUCGAGAGGGAAUACUCGAUAUGCCAAAUGGAGCUUCAGGAGGAAGAAAUUUCGUCUUGAUCAUUGCUGCUGGUCGAGGAAAUUCUCUGGUUCUUUAGUGAGAGGUCCUGACAAGUUUGUGAAACGGUAGCAAUUUUAUGUUACCGUGGUAGAGGUGUUUUAUUACGCUGAUAUGGAUGUAUAAAAAAAGAAAAAAGAAAAAAAGAAUGAAUAUUCCUUGUGUAUAAAUUUUAUAGUAAUUUUUGUUUUUUUGUUUUUUUUUGGGUUUUUUUUUAUAAUUAUUAUCGGAAAGUGUGUUAUUUUCAUUUUCUUCAUAUUUAUUGAUCAUUCUAGUUAUACUUUU